UAAACUGAGAGGCCGCGUCCGCCGCGUCUCGUCAUUCAUUCCAUUCUAUUUAUUUUGUUAUUGCGUAUCGCCCGUGCCGACCCGACGCCGGUAGUCGUGUCCAGUACUAGUGAGUUAUAACACGUUCGUUCGUUAGUGCAGUGAUUUAUAAAACAAUCCCAAGAUGUCUGGAUAUCCGUAUGGAAACCCGGGGCAGUACCCACCGCCUCAACCGCAGAUAUACCCUCAGAUAUAUAACUCUGUAAACGCCGCUGCUCCAAUACCGGGCCAACCUGGUUUUGGUCAGCCUUUCCAGCCGCAAUAUCAGCCAACAUUCGGAUACCCUUACCAACCGGGUCAGGGCCAGGGUCCGCCUGGACAGCCACAGACAUCACUGUCCUACCCCCCUACAGCUCCACCGGCGGUGCCAGGAUUUGGCUACAACACGGUUCCAACUCCUCCCUUUAGCGGCCCUUCUCCUUAUGGACCUGCUGUCGAAUGGGUUCCUACUAACCCGAACGAUGCUCAAGCGCUCAGUGAUCGCGCUGUAGUUGGUGGAUACGAGGGACAUGAUGGUAGCCCACUCUGGGUUAUCAGGGCCAGAUUUGAAGGCGAUCUGAUUCCUGGUAAAUUGGCUGUGAAACAUAGGGCCGCUUAUGUCCCCUGGGGUGGAAAUGAAAAUAGCGUCAAGAACAUUGAGGUAUGUUGCGCUCGCCCAGAGAGGAUCAGGUGGCAGGAGACUGGGGAUGGUAACAUUCCCCAAAAUGCUAUUGUAGCUGGUAACACUGCUAAUGGAGAGCCUCUGUACGUCGGCAGGGCUAGGGAGCAAGGAUCGUUGACACCUGGAAAGGUACAUCCCAGCCACAAAGUGCUGUACAUCUCAUUCGCCGGUAAAGAAGUACCCCACAAAGUAUAUGAAAUACUUUGCGCUGCAUAAAUAUAAAUGAAUGUUGUCUAUCAAUGUACACCGUAAAUUUUGUGUAAGAUUUUACAAUUAUACAUGUUUGUACUAGUUUUUAAAGAACAAGGAAAGUAUGAAGUCUGCUUUGUCGUAAGACAAUAAAAUGGUCUGAUAUUUCGCUAGAAGCUCAUUGAAUGAAUUUAUAUGGAUACGAAUGUUUAAAGAUCUAUGUACAUGUAAUAUAGGAGUCUCAAAUGUUUUCGGUUUUUUUUUGUUAUAUUUUUAUACUUUGUAAUAUUGUAUUUUAUUUGAGGUAGAUAUUAUUGUGAUUGUAUUUUUAAUGCUGUUUGUAAUUAGCAUUUACUCUUUGAUUAUGUGUACCGAUGUACUUAUUCCGAAUUAGUGAGGAAUAAAUGGAUGUUUCAAUCAA
This is a messenger RNA of Spodoptera frugiperda (fall armyworm), 1310 nucleotides long. Its product is annotated as leukocyte receptor cluster member 8 homolog. Lineage: Eukaryota; Metazoa; Arthropoda; Insecta; Lepidoptera; Noctuidae. Bases 164 to 916 code for a protein of 250 amino acids. The transcript is spliced from 5 exons. The record is from RefSeq and is a predicted model, not a curated record.